Caenorhabditis angaria is the source of this 1715-nucleotide messenger RNA. The record is from the annotation of a GenBank genome assembly. Lineage: Eukaryota; Metazoa; Nematoda; Chromadorea; Rhabditida; Rhabditidae.
AUGGCGACAUCGAUUGCCGCCACAAAUGCUGUUCCACCAAAUGCGGAUGAUGGAUCUGCAGAAGACCGAAUUGUAAACGAUGAGUAUAAAAUCUGGAAGAAAAAUACGCCAUUUCUUUAUGAUAUGGUUAUGACACAUGCACUUGAAUGGCCAUCUCUCACCGUUCAAUGGUUGCCUGAUGUUAUUAAGGUUUGUAAAAACAUUCAUUUCAUUUAGAAUUCUCAUAAUACAAAUACUAUUUAGACUGAUGCUACCGAUUAUACAACUCAUCGUCUUAUUUUGGGAACUCACACUUCCGAUGAACAAAAUCAUUUGUUGAUAUCUCGUUUGGCUAUGCCAUCUGAUGAGGCGCAAUAUGAUGCUUCUAGAUAUGACUCUGAAAAAUCAGAAUACGGAGGAUUUGGAGCUGUCACUGGUAAAAUCGAGCCAGAAAUCAAAAUCAAUCACGAUGGGGAAGUAAACCGUGCUCGUUACAUGCCACAAAAUCCAGUUAUCAUUGCCACCAAAUCGCCAAGCGCUGAGGUUUACAUUUUUGAUUAUACUAAACAUCCAUCCGUUCCACAAGAUAACAAAUGUAAACCACAAAUUCGUUUACGAGGACAUUCAAAAGAAGGUUAUGGAUUAUCAUGGAACUCGAACAAACAAGGAUUUAUUUUGUCUGCAUCUGAUGAUUGCACAGUUUGUCAUUGGGAUAUUAAUGCUAGUCAAACUACUGCCGGUUAUCUCGACGCAAAAACUGUUUUCAAGGGACAUACUGCUGUUGUUGAAGAUGUUGCUUGGCAUGUCUUACAUGAUGGAAUCUUUGGAUCAGUUGGAGAUGAUCAUAAAUUGUAAGUUACAACAAACACAAAUAUCUAUAUAAUAAAAUACUCAUUGAUUUUUAGGCUUGUCUGGGAUGUCCGUACACCAAAUCCAGCUCAUUCGGUAGAUGCACAUAGCGCCGAAGUCAAUUGUCUCGCAUUCAAUCCAUAUUCGGAAUUCAUUCUUGCAACCGGAAGUGCUGACAAAACUGUUGCAUUGUGGGAUUUGCGUAAUUUGCGUUUGAAACUUCAUUCAUUCGAAUCGCACAAAGAUGAAAUAUUCCAAGUUCAAUGGAGCCCGCAUAAUGAAACUAUUUUGGCUAGCAGUGGAACUGAUCGUCGUCUUCAUGUUUGGGAUUUGUCGAAAAUUGGAGAAGAACAAAGCCCAGAAGAUGCCGAGGAUGGACCACCAGAAUUGUUGUUUAUUCAUGGUGGACAUACCGCUAAAAUCAGUGAUUUCUCGUGGAAUCCAAAUGAUCCAUGGGUUGUUUGCAGUGUUUCGGAAGACAAUAUUCUACAGGUUAGUGAAAAUGCACAAGAUAAAAUAUAAGCUUCGACUAGCGAAUCAUAUUUUGCAUUUUUUUCUCGAAGUGAAAUUUUUCUAUUUUACACGUUUACGAAAGGGUAACUUGAAAUUUCGAAAUACUUGCCCCUUUUGCAAUAAAUCACGCAUACAAUAUUUCUCAAGUUCACGUAUAAAAAUAUUGUUGCCGAAUUUUGUUAUUUACAGAAAAAACAUGAAAUUUUGCAUUUAGGUGGUAAUUUUUGUGAGUUCUAAAAUUCAUUGCGGAAGUUUUGCUAGUCUACCUCAAUCAAUAUUAUAUUGAUCAUUUAUAGGUUUGGCAAAUGGCGGAUAACAUUUACAAUGAAGGAGAAGACGAUACACCAGCUGACCAAUUGGAACAAAAACCAUAA